This is a messenger RNA of Neurospora tetraspora, 2909 nucleotides long. RefSeq lists its product as uncharacterized. Gene Ontology annotation, molecular function: RNA polymerase II CTD heptapeptide repeat phosphatase activity. The transcript is spliced from 2 exons. Lineage: Eukaryota; Fungi; Ascomycota; Sordariomycetes; Sordariales; Sordariaceae. Bases 271 to 2865 code for a protein of 864 amino acids. The record is from RefSeq and is a predicted model, not a curated record. Gene Ontology annotation, cellular component: nucleus.
CUAAACUUCAGCGUUCCAUCUUCAGUUCAGACAAAGUCGGGUCGCGAUUCGCCGCGAAGAACAAAACAUCACCGGCGCCAUACGACAACCCACCACCAAACCCUUCAAUAACACCGAAAACUGCACGCGCUUGUUGCGCGAUGGGUUUACUCGUCCGACCAGACACUCAUCUACUUUUAUCUCCUCAGGGAGCCCCGCUUUGAGUUACGAGUUACCGCCUUCACACAAUCCUCCGACCGACCACUUGGACCGAUACCAAGAUUCGCGACAAUGGUCAAAACAAUCCAGCUGGGCAGCCGGCUCCGGUACCCCAUCACAAUCACCAAGCUCUACAAAGAACCCAGCCAGCCCAUCAAGAAGAAGGAAGCGCUCUUCCAGUACUCGUUCAAAUGGACGCGCACCGUCGGCGACACCAUCCGCGGCGAGACAUGGGAAAAGGAAGAAACCACCUACGCCGACUGGAGUUCGCCCUCGGACGGCGAGCUCAAAUCAUGGAAGAUCCGGGUCGGCCAAGAAAUCCUCAGGGAUCAAGAUUGCAUGGUAGUCAAGGAGUCGUGCUCCCAUGAUGUCCAAUUCGGCGGUCUCUGCGCCAUCUGUGGCAAGGACAUGACCGAGGUCAACUGGGCCGCCGAGUCCCGCGACAUGGACCGCGCCCCCAUCAACAUGGUGCACGACCAGACACAUCUCACCGUCAGCGAGACGCAAGCCCAAAAGACCGAGAACGCCCUCCAGCGCCGUCUGCUCCAGCACCGCAAGCUAAGCUUGGUCGUCGAUCUGGACCAGACCAUCAUUCACGCUUGCAUCGACCCGACCGUUGGCGAGUGGCAGAAGGACCCGUCCAACCCCAACUACCCGUCCGUACGUAAUGUCAAGUCCUUCCAGCUUGACGAUGGCCCCCGCGGCGUCGCCAACAACUGCUGGUACUACAUCAAGAUGCGGCCAGGCCUCGAGGACUUUCUCAAGAAGAUCUCGACCAUGUACGAGCUCCACGUCUACACCAUGGGCACUCGUGCCUACGCCCAGAAUGUGGCACGCAUCGUCGACCCCGACAAGAAGCUGUUCGGCAACCGGGUCAUCAGCCGUGACGAGAACGGCAACAUGUACGCCAAGAGUCUGCAGCGGUUGUUCCCCGUCAGCACCAAGAUGGUGGUGAUCAUUGAUGAUCGAGCCGACGUGUGGCCGCGCAAUAGGCCCAAUCUGAUCAAGGUCUCGCCGUAUGACUUCUUUAAGGGAAUCGGUGAUAUCAACUCUGGAUUUCUGCCGAAGCAGCAGGGUCUGCUUACUCCGAGUGCGGCGACCACUAAUGGUGGUUUGGCGCGCAUCGCGCCAGCGCCAUCUCCCGACAAGGAGGACAGCACCACGGAAGAGCCGCCGCUGGAGAAAGCCCUCGAAGAGCAAGAGAAGACGCUAGAGAAGCAGAUCAAAGACAGGCCCCUGCAGGCGCUGCAGGAGCAGCAAGAUAAACAAGACGAAGAGGCCGAGAGGGCAUCCGCCACCCCAGAAAACGGCAACACCGAGUCCACCACUCCUCCACCCCCUUACCACCGGCACCAGGUUCUGCAAGACGACGACCGGGAACUCGCCUUCCUCGAGGACCACCUCACAGCCCUCCACAAAUCCUUUUUCCAAGCUUAUGAGCAGAACCGCCUUUCCCAACCCUCGUCCUCCCCAUCCUCGCUCGACACUCAAUCCAUCCCGGACGUAGGCUCCAUCCUCACCACGCUUAAAUCUCAAGCGCUCAGCGGAUGUAAAAUUGUCCUCUCCGGAAUCGUUCCGAUAGGGAUGGACGUCUACCGCUCCGAGAUCGGGCUGCAAGUUGCCAGCUUUGGAGCCGAGUUGCGCAGCUCCGUGACACGAGACGUGACGCAUUUGGUAGUUAGUUCCCAGAGGCCACGGACAAAGAAGGUCAGACAGGCGAUACGCUUCCUGCCCAAAAUCAAGAUCGUCAACCAGGACUGGCUGGCAGCGUGUUUCUCAGAGUGGAGGGUGGUGGAGGAGGGGCCUUACCUCAUCGAAGGAUUGGAGGAUGCGCAAAAGAAGUUGAACGAGAAGGUUCAGGAUGCCGAGGCGACAGAGACGGUUAGCGAUGCCGAUGAUACGGACACGCCGCCGGGGAAAAAGAGGAUUCUGCGGUUGAAGUCGCCGCCGAGGGUCCGCUUCGCCACCGCCGCUACCAACGAGGACGAGGACGAGGACGACUCAGAUUCGGGUGGAGACGAUGAAGACGAGGAUGAGGAUAUGGAUGAGGAGCUCGAGGCGUUGAAGCCCGUGGAUGAAGAUGGGCAAUUAAGCCCUAUUGAUGGGUUGAAGACGUUCAAUUGGGGUAGCGCGGAUGAAGAGUUGGCGGAAUUCCUUGAAUCUGGUUCGGACGACGACGACGAGGAGGAGGACGGCAAGGAUGAUGAUGAUGGUGAAGAUAACGACAACGCAGACGAUGACGGAGAUGUCCAGGCAACAGCAAAUACUAGUACAACAACCUCGUCAUACGAACAAGUACUAGCCGCCCCCACAAAACGCAAAGCAGACGACGAGGAAGAAGAAGAAAGUAACAAACGCCGGAAAUCCCUCGUCGGUCCCGGUCCCUCCUUGCUAAGAAACGAGCUGAAAGAUGAGGACGUUGAGGCUACAAGUGCCGCCGUGGCCGAGGCUGCCGAGGCCGCUGCCGCUGCUGCUGCCGAGGUGGAAGCGCAAGCGGCCCAGGAUGCUCAGGAUGCGGAUGACCUGGACAAGGAAUUCGAGGAGCUGGAUGAGGAGGCCUUGGAGGCGGAUUUCCUGGCGAUGGAUGAUGGGGAUGGGGACGAGGUACAAGGGCAACAAGUGAACGGGGAUGGAAAUGGGAAUGGAGGCGUCAGUGAGAAUGGCUAGGAGCCGGUCGGGAUUGACAGAUCUGAAAUUGAUACAAGAGUUGA